Bombyx mori (domestic silkworm) is the source of this 7110-nucleotide messenger RNA. Its product is annotated as transient receptor potential-gamma protein. NCBI's taxonomy places the organism in Eukaryota, Metazoa, Arthropoda, Insecta, Lepidoptera, Bombycidae. Gene Ontology annotation, molecular function: protein binding; store-operated calcium channel activity; inositol 1,4,5 trisphosphate binding. The record is from RefSeq and is a predicted model, not a curated record. Gene Ontology annotation, cellular component: plasma membrane; cation channel complex. The transcript is spliced from 18 exons. Bases 627 to 4136 code for a protein of 1169 amino acids. Gene Ontology annotation, biological process: calcium ion transmembrane transport; regulation of cytosolic calcium ion concentration.
CGGCGGCGGCGGCGGCAGUGCGCGGCGCGGGUCGCUCGGGCCCGCCACGUGCCGCCGCCGAAAUAGAAUUUACGAGCGUCUAGUGUCGACCGAUCACACGCCAGUCGCGCGCCUCCCUCCGCCGCCCGAGGGCGCACCCUGCUUCUCACUCUCCUCGCAUACUCGCAUCUGAUUCAUCACAAUACUCGGGAAAGUGUCGCUCUUCGUUCCGGUGGACAUUCGGGGCGCCAUCGCGCCAGCGUCGCUAUGUAAACAAAUCACUGCAACACACCACUAAUAAACCGGCACUAUUUUGUGGAAGCUUUUAUACCGACCUGAAGACAGUGAUGUGCAGAAUUGCAGUUUCUUUGAAUUUUUAACACCUAAUAAUAAUAUGUAGAUAGUAUUAUAGCUGAUAGCGGAUACGUCAAGAUGGAAGGCGCCAAAAGCUGAGCCUUCGUCGUUUGUAAAAGCGGAGAAGCGGAGAGCGCGGUCUGUGCGAGCGCAGGCUCGGCGGCCACAGGCUGGAGGCGCUGCGCCGACAGUCGCGGCAGAUAGCCGCGCGCCGCGUCCGUCGCGUGCAGUUCACGGAGCGGACGCGGGAUGGCGCACACGGCGCCGACGGAGCCGAAAGCGGCGCCUCCGAGAUGUCCGGCGGCAGUGGCGGCGGCGGCUCCAGUGCUGACGGGCGGCGUCCCUCCACCUGCCGCGUGGACAUGGGCGCGCUGCUGGCGUCCGAGCCGCGCCCGCUCGACAGCAAGGUUAAGCGGCACAGCAUCCACGGGAUGACGGAAGAAGAAAAUGUGGUUCGACCACAUCAGGAGAUGGCCGUGCUGUCUUUGGAGGAGAAGAAGUACCUGCUGGGCGUGGAGCGAGGAGACGUGGCGGGGACGCGGCGCGUGCUGCAGCGGGCCCGCGACACCGGACACAUCAACGUCGACUGUGUGGACCCGCUCGGACGCAGCGCGCUGCUCAUGGCCAUUGACAACGAGAACCUCGAGAUGGUGGAGCUGCUCCUCGAGUUCGGCGUGGAGACCCGCGACGCACUGCUGCACGCCAUCUCCGAGGAGUUCGUCGAGGCCGUGGAGGCCCUGCUCGACCACGAGGAGCGGACCAGGAAGCCCGGCGAACCGAACAGUUGGGAGGCGCUUCCGCCGGAGACGGCCACGUUUACGUCUGACAUCACGCCGCUGAUCCUGGCGGCGCACCGGGACAGCUACGAGAUCAUCAAGCUGCUGCUGGACCGCGGCGCGCAGCUGCCCGAGCCGCACGACGUGCGCUGCGGCUGCGACGACUGCGUGCGCUCCCGCCGCGAGGACUCGCUGCGACACUCCCGCUCCAGGAUCAACGCGUACCGCGCGCUCGCCUCCCCUUCGCUCAUCGCCCUAUCCUCCAAGGACCCCAUUUUAACCGCUUUCGAGCUGUCGUGGGAGCUGCGCCGGUUGUCCGCAUUGGAACAUGAGUUCAAAACGGAAUACCAGGAGCUCCGCGUUCAGUGUCAGGAGUUCGCGACUGCACUGUUGGAUCACACGCGGACGUCUAAUGAACUUCAGAUCCUGCUGAAUCACGAGAAGGGUGCUUCACCUCAGGCACCGCUCACUGAACCAGGCGCUCCCGAGCGGAUGCGCUUGUCGCGGCUCAAGCUUGCCAUCAAGUUGCGACAAAAGAAGUUCGUGGCGCACCCGAACGUGCAGCAGCUGCUGGCGUCGAUCUGGUACGAGAGCGUGCCCGGGUUCCGCCGCAAGAACAUGCUGCUGCAGGCGGCGGAGAUGGUGCGGAUCGGCGCCAUGUUCCCGCUCUACUCGCUCGCCUACAUCGCGGCGCCGCACUCCGCCGUCGGACGCACGCUCAGGAAGCCCUUCAUCAAAUUCCUCUGCCACUCCGCCAGUUACUUUAUGUUUCUAUUUCUGUUGAUCCUGGCGUCGCAGCGCAUCGAGACGGCGCCGGGCGGGCUGCUGUGGGACGUCUCCCACGACGAGCCGCUCUCCCGGCGCGGCUCCAUGCCCUCCAUAGUCGAGUGGCUCAUACUCGCCUGGGUCAGCGGCUUAAUCUGGAGCGAAGUGAAGCAGCUGUGGGACAUGGGGCUGAGAGAGUACGUACAUGACAUGUGGAACGUCAUCGACUUCGUCACCAACUCGCUGUACGUGGCCACCGUGGCGCUCAGGAUCGUCUCGCACUACCAGGUUCGUCGCGAGAUGGCGAUGGGCCUGCAGUGGAACCAACCUCGCGAGAAGUGGGACGCUUGGGACCCGAUGCUGCUCUCCGAGGGGCUGUUCUCGGCCGCCAACAUCUUCAGCAGUCUCAAGUUGGUGUACAUCUUCAGCGUGAACCCUCACCUCGGUCCGUUGCAGGUGUCGCUGAGUCGGAUGGUGUUGGACAUCCUCAAGUUUUUUGUCUUGGACAUACUCGUCAUAUUUGCGUUCUCAUGCGGGCUAAACCAGUUGUUGUGGUACUACGCGGACAUGGAGAAGAAGCGCUGCACGGUGGGCACCGCGCUCACGCCCAACGGCACCCUGCCCGACCCGGACGCCUGUGUCGUCUGGAGACGGUUUGCUAAUUUGUUCGAGACAAUGCAGACGCUGUUCUGGGCUGCGUUCGGGCUGGUGGACUUGGAUUCGUUCGAGCUCGACGGGAUCAAGAUCUUCACGCGGUUCUGGGGGAUGCUCAUGUUCGGCACGUACGCCGUCAUCAACGUCAUCGUGCUGCUCAACUUGCUCAUCGCCAUGAUGAACCACUCCUAUCAGCUGAUAUCCGAGCGUGCAGAUGUGGAAUGGAAGUUCGCCCGCAGCAAGCUGUGGAUCAGCUACUUUGAGGAGGGUGGAACUGCGCCCCCGCCCUUCAACGUGCUGCCCUCGCCCAAGUCCCUGCUGUACGCCUGGCGGUGGCUGCAGCGCCGGCUCUGUGGGCACGCCCGCGCCAAGCGAGAACAUAUGCGGACUAUUAGGAGAAAGGUGAAGCAAGCCAAUGAGAGAGACUUUCGAUAUCAGGCUAUAAUGCGGAACCUGGUGCGUCGCUACGUGACGGUCCAGCAGCGGCGCGCGGAGAGCGGCGGCGUCACCGAGGACGACGUCAACGAGAUCAAGCAGGACGUCUCCGCCUUCCGCUGCGAGCUCGUCGAGAUCCUGCGCAACUCCGGGAUGAACACCUCCACAGCCAACGCGGGAGCUCCCGAAGUAAUGAUGUUACGCGCAGGCGGCGGAGGCGGCAAAAAGAAUCGUCAGAAGGAGCGACGCCUCAUGAAGGGAUUCAACAUAGCUCCGGGCGGGUCCCUGGCCCCCGUGGACGAGUUCAUGUCGCCCGUGUCCUGGCUGCAGCACGACCACGGCGUGCCGCACUACUCGCUGUCCACGCUGCUCGGGCCGCGCCUGCGAGCCUCCCAGUCCAGCCUCAGCGACGGACCCGGCGCCGGGAUGAGUGCGUCGCGUCGCAAGCCGCAGCACAAGCGUCGCUGGGGCACAAUCAUCGACGCCGCUCGGGCGGCCCGUGUGUCUCGACUCAUCGGCCGGUCGCGCUCUGAGGACUCUGUCUGCGAUCACGCGCGGCAGUCGCCAAGCGGUAGCGAGCCUUCGGAGUCGGGCAGCGACUCGCAGCGCAGUCCGGAGCGGACGGGAUCUCGGAGUGGACCCUUGCAUCCGUUGACGGCACUGGCGGCCCUCAAGCGGAAGCGAAAGAAAUUCUCGGAUUCCCGGCGGCCCGAAGCCACGGUCCGGCCCGUUCCGGCGCCUGAGAGUCUGCAGCGCGCCAGUUCGGUGCCGGCUCGCGUGCCCCCCGCCGCCCCGCCCCGCGCCCCUCCGCCGCCCGCCGUGUCGCCCUCCACCACCGCCGAGAGCGUGGCCGCGCGCGGAGGCAGCCGGGAGCCGCUGCUGGCCAGCCUCGACGACGAAGCGCACAAGGUAAUGUCGGUUUCGAAUGUGGGGCCUUUCGAUUCGGCGCCGCGCGAGGACGGCCGGGUCAAUGAAAGGGAACGUCGUCACUCAUUGCAGCGGGACGGCUGCGGCCAGUGCGGGUACGAGUCGGGGCCGCAGGGCGGCGGGGAGGCGGGGGGCGGGGCGGGCGAGGCGGAGGGCGCGUGCGGGCGGUGCGCGGCGCUGGCGCGGCUGGCGGGCGUGACGCCGCUGGCGGGCCACGCGCCGCACCACUCCGCGGGCUGGCUCUAGCGGUCGCUUGUGGCGGAACCUUCGAGCCACCCGUUUGCGCGUUGGUCAAUGUCACUACGCCACUUUGCAUUUUAUGUGCGCGACGAGGUUACUGAAAUUUCGAAAACCUUAAAAUAAAUUGUAUAACUAACAAUAUACCUAUGUCGAAUGGAACGAUAAUUUUAAGUCGUACUGCGAAACUUGCACCAGCAAGAUGAAGUCAGUCUAGCUAAACAAACUGUAAAAUAAUCGCAAAAUAUAAAUAUUUGAGUAACCUCGGCACCGGCGGCACUUAGUAACGAAUAUUCCUGUAAAGCUCCACGAGCAGUUAGCCUGCACUCGCUAUAGCCUGUGUAGCUAAUUAUGACACAUGAUAUAAUAAAAUUAUACUAUUGUAGUUAAACUUAUACACAAAAAUAUAUUUAUCUACGUUAGGUAGUUCUUCCUGUGAAGUUUUAACGAAGACAUAUUUUAUUGAACACCAAUUAGUUAAGUAGAUACAAAUUGAAUUUUGAAUGUAGGUAGAUAUUAUAUACGUGUUAUUCAUAAGGGCUAUAAACUAUUACGUUUCAUGAAAAUAAAUAAUGUAUCGACGUGAGAGCGAGGUGUUGCCUCGAAAAUGAAGUAGGUACCUAUAGAAAGCGUGGCAGCGCCGCGCCGCGCACUUUUGGACAAAUUUACUGUAACACCGAAUUAAACGCACUCCCGUACACACAAUGUUCCUUCACACGUUAAUCGAGCCCUAAAUGAAAUGUAGAACUAUUACUUAUUCGAAUACAUACUUCGUUUUCAAGGUAACAUCACGCUAAGUUUACGUUUAAGGGAUAAGAUAGAAAUGUAACUUGAUAAUGUGUUCCAUGAAAGUUUUCCAAUAAGUUACUAUGUCUGCGCGCACAUUUAUAGACUUAAGAGCUGAACACAGGGAUUUUGAUGAUGCGCUCUCCGUACAAUGCGCAUUACCACGAUUGUAACAAUCCCAUUAUAAGAUACUUAGAAUAGAGGACAGGAGCGGGCUCUGUGAUACUUUAGCUCCCGAUGUCAUUGACACCAAUAUUGCGUCCAUCAACGUCAUCUGAUAUAAUGUUCCUCUGUCACCGAACCGAUCAGGGUAAGUUCAUCAAGAUUAUAUGCUACAUAUUUAAGUAUAGACGGGUGACAACCAUAUACAACGAAAUGCAUUUGUUCCUGCACUGAACUACUCCAGUACCCACGAGCUUGUCGCCUCCUACACAAGUCCGCACGGCGUAGCCACGUGUAGAUGCAAUGCUUUAACACUUCACACAAUAAGUAUACUUAAGCCGCAGGGAAUACAAUUUUGGACAUAUUUUCUUACUAUAAUUAUUUAAUAUAGUGAAUUAUUUAGGAAAUUAUGCUAGUGUUCAAAGGCGGAGUCGUGGGUUUUGUAGAGGGCGUUAUGAUGUAAUGAUUAUGUUAUGAUUGAUCAAAGUCGGGUUUUGGUCAGGUCUUUAUAGAGUAAAAUUCCUUCACACAGAGUAGGUACGGAAGGUUGAUUUUCGAAAUCUGAACCGCUGUUGGAACCGGUUCUUGCCAAGCAAACAUUAGGACCUGUCAGGAGCUUACAGGAGCUGGUAGCAGUUAGAUUGUUCUGUUUCUGCGACUGUCAAUUGUUUAAUGUUUAUUGAUGUAAUAUUUUGUAUCAUUACGCCCUCCGUGAACUUAGACUCUGUAUUUGAACCUUGUCGGAACGAACGCAAUUGUACUUGACAGUAACUUAUUUGCUGUAGUAAAAAACCUCGAAGAUAAGUUUGAGGUUAAAAGGUAUUGCUGUAUUGCUUUAAUGUGAAACAUAAAAAUAACACAAAUGGUGAUUUUAAGUCACUUCUCAGACGAUUGAAUACCUACUUAAACUAAUUAAAAUUUUGAAUUGUAACUCCAUAUUAAAUUUAAUGGAUAACAUUAGCUGCAUGUUUUGUUAGGAAGUGUAAAGUACCUACGUUUCCACAAGACGGAGUUAAUUAGUAGAUAGGGUGGCGGGGCGACGGCUCGCUACACAUAUCGUUCUGUAUGUAACACACAUGUUUGUCGUUGUUUGUCUUCAGUCGAACAGCUUCCCGAGUGCACUAUGCUAUAUACCUAUCUGUACGCGGUAACAUGUGUUCGGCAUACGGAUCUCUAUAUUAUUAUCUGUAAUAGUUAUGAUUAGGUAGUGAAAAUCAAAUUCAUCUUUUAAUAACUAAUUUUUCGAGCGUUAUGUUCAUUUAAGAACUUCAAAGAGAUUUGAUAUUAUUGUUGGCAUUUGUAAUAGUGUUCAUAUUAGUGCAUGUGACGUAUAUCUAUCCUGUGACGUCAUCGAUGACAUCACAAAAGAUGAACUCACAUGUCGCCAUCUGCAAUCUCUAUCGUAUUAUUUAAAACUUUUUCAUAAAUGCCGAAAACUACGAAAAGUUCCCGCAGUCGGGUUUACGACGCUUGAUGCAUGUAGUAUAAAAAACACCAGGAAUAUACAUUUCACACAUUAGAUAAGAUUAUAAUUGCUUUAAGAAAUUAUACGAAUGCAUAUAUUUGAAGUUGCACCGGAUCCGUCCUCGCAAAGGUCACUCAGUCCUGCUGCCGACCACGUCGCUCCGAUGGCGGCGCGUUGGUGGUUACUGUCGUGGGGGAGGGGCAUAGCCUGUCCUAAUUUUAUCAGUUGAUCCCCAAUACAGCUGGAACAUAUAUCCUUGAUCGGAAAAAAACCGCCGGCUGUGCUACUACUGUUUACCACUACUGCAGUGUAAAGUACCUAUUGUUUCAAUUUUAAGCUCUAUGGCUAAGACUGUCGGUGCAUUUGGCGAAGCUGUUCGUCCUUGUAAUAGUUGAAUAAUGAAUAGUUGUGCCCGGCGCUGGUCCGGGAGACACGAGGCCUUCAUUGUUUAGUUGUACGUCGCGACGGGCUCCGACCCGCUCACGAUUAUAUUUUGUAAAGAGUUGUUAUUUAUUUAUACAUUGUAUUUGUAUAUAACGGUGCGAAGUUUAAUAAAUUAAGCACUACUUA